Messenger RNA from Nannospalax galili (Upper Galilee mountains blind mole rat), 1587 nucleotides. It is a transcript of the gene Adora3, whose product is annotated as adenosine A3 receptor. Gene Ontology annotation, biological process: G protein-coupled adenosine receptor signaling pathway. Gene Ontology annotation, molecular function: G protein-coupled adenosine receptor activity. Gene Ontology annotation, cellular component: dendrite; synapse; membrane. The transcript is spliced from 2 exons. The record is from RefSeq and is a predicted model, not a curated record. Bases 238 to 1197 code for a protein of 319 amino acids. Lineage: Eukaryota; Metazoa; Chordata; Mammalia; Rodentia; Spalacidae.
UCAGGAAUGUGUGGCUCACAGAUGGGCCUGGGGUUGCCUGUUCUAUGAUGGGCGUUCUCCAAGGAGAAGAGUCUGUAAGAGAGCAUCCUAUCAGAGAAGAGAAGGAAUGAGCAAGUUGUGAGUUUCUGACUGUUGCUUCAGUGGACCUCUGGGCAGAUGUCUGGCAAGAGCUAGGUCUACUGGCCCAUAUGAACCCUGCUGACACACCAGUCACCUGGGAGGUUUCUCUGGAACAGCAUGGUACCUAACAACACUGUUACUGAGCGAUGGUUGGAAAUCACCUACAUCAGCAUGGAAGUGAUCAUCGGGCUCUGUGCCAUAGUGGGCAACUUGCUGGUCAUCUGGGUGGUCAAGCUGAACCCCAGCCUGCAGACUACCACCUUCUACUUCAUCAUCUCCCUAGCUGUGGCUGACAUUGCUGUUGGGGUGCUGGUCAUACCUUUGGCCAUUGUCAUCAGCCUGGACUUAGAAAUGCACUUCUAUAUGUGCCUCUUCAUGUCCUGUGUGCUGCUGAUCUUCACCCACGCCUCCAUCAUGUCCCUGAUGGCCAUUGCUGUAGACCGAUACCUGCGGGUCAAGCUUACGGUCAGAUACAGGAUGGUCACCACUCAAAGAAGAAUAUGGCUAUCCCUGGGCCUUUGCUGGCUGGUGUCCUUCCUGGUGGGACUGACCCCCAUGUUUGGCUGGAAUAAAAAAUCAACCUUCUCCAAAAAUGUUACCACCCUUUCCUGCCGCUUCCGUUCAGUCAUGUGUCUGGAUUACAUGGUCUUCUUCAGUUUCAUCACCUGGAUUUUCAUUCCCCUGGUUGUCAUGUGUGUCAUCUAUCUGGAAAUCUUCUAUAUCAUCCGGAACAAACUUAGUCAGAACUUGUCUGGCUUCAGAGAGACAGGUGCAUUUUAUGGACGAGAGUUCAAGACAGCUAAGUCCCUGUUUCUUGUUCUCUUCUUGUUUGCUUUGUGCUGGCUGCCUUUGUCCAUUAUCAACUUUGUUUCUUACUUUGAAGUUAAGAUACCAGAGGUUGCCAUGUGCCUGGGCAUCAUGCUGACCCAUGCUAACUCCAUGAUGAACCCUAUUGUCUAUGCUUGCAAAAUAAAGAAGUUCAAAGAAACCUACUUGUUGAUUUUCAAAGCCUGUAGAAGCUCCCAAAUAUCAGGUUCCUUGGACCCAAACAUAGAACAGUCUUACCACGACAGAUGAAGAGUCAUCUCAUUGUACUUCACAUUCAGCAUCAGUGAACGCUGUGGGCCUUACCAGACUUCCUUGCUUCCUUCCACUGAGGUGGGAUCAUCUGGCUGGUGGCUGUACACCACCACUAAUACCCUCUUCUUUUGCCUCAGUUACUUUCUUGUUGUUCUGUAAUUCAAUUUUAUGGAGGCCUGAUGAAAACAAUGAAUUAUUGAUAUUAUGAACUGUGUUCCCCCUUCCCAGACAGAAAAACUCAUGGAAUCUUAAGGGAGUCUCAGCUUUUGGAGGAAAGACUCUUGAUUGGGCUGGAUGUAUAUGUGAUAGUGACUCAUCUCUAGCACAGAACGUACUCUUGAAAUAUUCCUAAAAAGUUGGGUACAGAAGGAGUCAACUGAAUUUAAG